UUUGAUUCUAUCAGUGUUAAUAUAAAUAAAAACAAUAAACAAUGAAAUUACAUUGUAAUGUUGAGGUAUACAAUAGGGCAUUACCUUUAGUAUCGCAAAGAAAAUCGCAACGUUCUGUACUAACAAUUGGUAGACAAUCUGACAAAGACGAUCUAUGCAUUGUUCUGCAAACUUUGCAAAAUAAGAAGGGAACGAAAUACAAGACUCGCGACAACAUAGAAAAAGUAUUUACAAGGUUUAUUAAUGAUGGUAAAGCCACAAUAAGAUUGAAAGAACCUAAUCAUGAUUUAAUUAUUAAAAGUGAAACUAUUCAGUUAAAAAGUUUUCUUCGUGUACUAAAGCUUGGAUUGUUUAAAAUUGACCAAUCACCCUUCCCAAUUAUCUCAAAUUUAAACUUGAAAAAUAUGAGCUUGUGUCACAGUAAUAAGCUUGUGAUUAAGAAAGAUUCUGAAUACCCAGUGUUAAAAGGUUUUCCAAAAACAUUAGAAGAACUUUCUAUAAUAGGAUUAAAUAAAAAAUCCUUUGAUCGACAAAUCUUGAAUUUAAAAUUCCUAAAAGUUUUAAACUUGUCAAAUAAUCAGAUUCAUUCCUUACCUAAGGAAGUUGGGUGUUUGCAACAUCUUCAAGAGCUUAUUCUAGCACAUAAUUUCCUAGGAAAAACUCAAUUAGAUUGGAGAUGGAUUAAUCAACCUGAAAUUAAGAAGAAUUUACGUUUGUUAGAUAUAACGAGAAAUUUAAUAAGUGAAUUGCCAGUACAAAUUGGAGCACUAAGUGGUUUGGUGAAAUUGCAAAUUUGCCAAAAUCUAUUAGAACAGUUGCCACAAAGUAUUGGAAGAUUAAGGAAUUUGAAAUAUCUGGAAGUAGCCAAAAAUUGUUUAUCAAAUCUACCAGGAAGCAUGAGAAGUCUACAACUAGAUUAUUUAGAUCUUUCAAACAAUCCAUUUCUUUCUUUUCGACGUAAUAUUUUAUACAAUCAUAUAAGUAUGACACCAAGUUUAGUUGAGUGUGCAGCUGUAGCCUUCCUAAAAACCAGGAUAGCAUAUGAUGCUAGUGUGAUACCAAGUACAUUGGUCCAAUAUCUGGAUAAUGCUACAUAUUGUUGUGUGUGUCUAAAUGGUUGUUUUAAUCAUUUCACAAUGGGGUUCCUGGAAAUAGAGUUAAGACGAAUAUCUUGCCAAGUAAAGAUAACAGCAAAUGCAAAUGUUCUAUUUGAAUGUUACUUUUGCUCAAAUAAAUGCGUACGUUAUUUUUAAUAUA
Odontomachus brunneus is the source of this 1257-nucleotide messenger RNA. RefSeq names its product leucine-rich repeat protein 1-like (gene Lrr47). The transcript is spliced from 4 exons. The record is from RefSeq and is a predicted model, not a curated record. Lineage: Eukaryota; Metazoa; Arthropoda; Insecta; Hymenoptera; Formicidae. Gene Ontology annotation, molecular function: protein binding. Bases 42 to 1253 code for a protein of 403 amino acids.